Molecule: messenger RNA, 1117 nt
Organism: Dentiscutata erythropus
Lineage: Eukaryota; Fungi; Glomeromycota; Glomeromycetes; Diversisporales; Gigasporaceae
Source: the annotation of a GenBank genome assembly
UGCUAUACAAAAAUAUCGUGAAGCUGCUAAAAAAACUAAUGAUCCUGCUAUUCAAAUUCAAUAUGCUAAAUUUCUUUUACAUAUGAUUGAACUUCGUAAUUCAAAUCUUUCUAAAAAUUUGGAUAAUAAUUUGGAUAAUAAUUUGGAUAAUAAUUUGGAUCAAGAUGAUGCUACUACUACUAAAUUAAUUCAAGAAGCUAUAUAUUGGAUUAAAUUACUUGCAAAAAAUGAUUAUCCUGAAGCUUUAUAUAUUAAGGGUACUUGGUAUGAAUAUGGUCUAUAUGGAAAAGAAAAGAAUGAUGAUAAAGCUUUCAAACUUUAUCAAACUUCUUCAAAAAAAGAUUUUCCAAAAGCUAAAUUUAAAGUUGCUUUUUAUCAUGAAAAGAAAGAAGAUUAUAAACGUGCUAUACAAUUUUAUAAAAAAGCUGCUGUACAGGUAUAUAUGUUGGGUGAAUUUAAACAAGGUGUAGAUUAUAGACAAUCAUUAAUAUAUUUAAAACAAGCUGCUUCAAAUGCUAAUGAAGAUUGUCCUGAUGGCGCUUAUGUUUAUGGAAUGAUAUUAGCGAAAGAAUGGGAUAGAGCUGAUGUUCCUGAUGAACUUGUAGCUCCUGAUGAUCAUGAAGCAAGAGAAUUAAUAUUUAAAGCUGCAAAUUUAGGUCAUAUUCCAGCUUUAUUUAAAAUUGGUCAAUGUUAUGAAUUUGGUUCUUUAGGUUAUCAAUCUGAUCCAAUUUUAUCCGUUGAAUAUUAUAAAAGAGCUGCUGAAAAAGGUUAUGUUGAAGCUGAUAUGGCUUUAAGUAAAUGGUAUCUAUGUGGUGCCGAAAAUUUUGAACAAAAUGAAGCUCUUGCUUAUGAACAUGCUGAAAAAGCUGCUUUAAAAGGUUUACCCACGGCUGAAUUUGCUAUGGGUUAUUUUCAUGAAAAUGGAAUUCAUGUUCCUAAAAAUCCUGGCGUUGCUAUGAUUUGGUAUACAAAGGCUGCAUCUCAUGGGGAUGAGGAUGCAAGGAAAAGGCUGGCACUUGGUGAUGAUAAUACUGUUGUUACUCGUAAAGAUAAUGAACUAAACCAAUUAAAAAAGGAAAAACGUCCUGAUAAAGACAAAGAUUGUGUUAUUCAAUAA